Echinops telfairi (small Madagascar hedgehog) is the source of this 942-nucleotide messenger RNA. Its product is annotated as olfactory receptor 10Z1. Gene Ontology annotation, cellular component: membrane. The record is from RefSeq and is a predicted model, not a curated record. NCBI's taxonomy places the organism in Eukaryota, Metazoa, Chordata, Mammalia, Afrosoricida, Tenrecidae. The transcript has a single exon. Bases 1 to 942 code for a protein of 313 amino acids. Gene Ontology annotation, molecular function: G protein-coupled receptor activity; olfactory receptor activity. Gene Ontology annotation, biological process: G protein-coupled receptor signaling pathway.
AUGGGGCUAAGUAAUGCAACCUCCUGGAGGGGCUUUGUCUUCCUGGGCUUUUCCAGUUUUGGGGACCUGCAACUCCUGCUCUUUGCCAUAUUCCUCUCCCUCUAUCUCAUCACUCUGACCAGCAAUGUCUUCAUUAUUUUAGUUAUUAGGCUGGAUAGCCAUCUGCACAUACCCAUGUACCUCUUCCUUUCUUAUCUAUCUUUCUCUGAAACCUGCUAUACCCUGGGCAUUAUCCCCAGGAUGCUCUCUGGCCUGGUCAUGGGGGAUCAAGCUAUCUCCUAUGUGGGCUGUGCUACCCAGAUGUUCUUCUCUGCCUCAUGGGCCUGUACCAACUGCUUCCUUCUGACUGUCAUGGGCUUCGACAGAUACGUGGCCAUCUGUGCUCCAUUGCAUUACGUCAGCCGCAUGCAUCCUACCCUCUGUGCCCAGCUUGUAGUCACCUCCUUUCUAGGUGGGUAUCUCUUUGGGCUGGGGAUGACACUAGUCAUUUUCCGCCUCCCAUUUUGUAGCUCCCACGAAAUCCAGCACUUCUUUUGUGACACGCCCCCAGUGCUGAGCCUCGCCUGUGGAGAUACGGGUCUGAGUGAGCUGGGGAUCCUCAUCCUCAGUCUGCUGGUCCUCCUGAUAUCCUUUUCUCUCCUCACCAUCUCCUAUGCCUACAUCCUGUCAGCCAUCCUAAGGAUCCCCUCUGCUGAGGGCCGGAAGAAAGCCUUCUCCACCUGUGCCUCCCACCUCACCGUCGUCAUUGUUCACUAUGGCUGUGCCUCCUUUAUGUACUUGAGGCCCAAGGCCAGCUAUUCUCUGGAGCGGGAUCAGCUUAUUGCUGUCACCUAUACUGUGGUGACUCCUCUCCUCAACCCCAUCGUUUAUAGUCUAAGGAAUCGGGCUGUGCAGACAGCUCUGAAAAAUGCUUUCCAAGGAAGAUUACUGGGAAAAGGAUGA